Messenger RNA from Solea solea (common sole), 1607 nucleotides. RefSeq names its product protein C19orf12 homolog. Lineage: Eukaryota; Metazoa; Chordata; Actinopteri; Pleuronectiformes; Soleidae. The coding region runs from base 207 to 632 and encodes 141 amino acids. The transcript is spliced from 3 exons. The record is from RefSeq and is a predicted model, not a curated record.
GCACGUUGUCAAAAACAAGACAGGUAGUGAAGCAUGAGCACGACAGUCAGAAAAGUCAAGUUUUCUGGUUAGAAAAGUAAUUUAAAGUGAAAUAAAGUCACGCCGAAUUCAUGCGGAGAGGGAAAAGUACACAUUCUCUUACUCCUCACAGAAUUAAAGGGACGACGGAGCAGUAGAGCCGAUUGUCCACCUCCCUGUCGUCCGUCAUGGCUCCACAGAUGAACGAUAUCAUGCGUCUGUGCUGUGAAAUAUCGGCGCACGACCAGAUCAAGGUUGCGGUGAAAAACUCCACCAAAGGAGCGAUGGUGGCAGGAGGAGGCGCCUUCGUCGGCGGGAUGCUCGGUGGACCAGCGGGAAUCGCUGUUGGUGGCGCAGUGGGUGGCCUCCUGGGCAGCUGGCUGACCAGCGGUCAGUUCCGACCUCUGCCGGAGAUCCUGAUGGAGCUGCCGCCCAAGGAGAAACAGAAGCUCUACAACGACAUUGUGGGCGUGUUGGGAAACCUGGACUGGACCGACGCCGCCCAGCUCGUCGCCCUCGUGAUGGGCAACGCCACGCUCCAGCAGCAGGUGACCGCCGCGCUGCUCGGCUACAUCGCAAAAGAACUGAGAGCGGAGGUGCGCUAUCAGGACUGAGGUGACACGUGUGUGUGGUCCGACUUUUCAAAAACACAGUCACGUCAGAGGUGAAGUCACUUCUAGGUCCGACCUCCGGUGUGAAUGGAACGCAGCAUUAGCUGGGAAUGUUGAGUCAGUAAUUCCCAGCUACCUUUUUUUUUUUCUCUCUUAUAGUUCGGGAAUGCUGAAUCAUAAUUUUCUGUAUCGGCGAUUCUGAAUAAAUUCAUAUUUAAUAGCAUUUGGCUCGUUUUCUAUUGAAAACGAAUGGCCCUCUCAGCUGCCUUUGAUCUGAAAUGUGGAAAAAGUUGGAGGUCGAAAACAAGAAGAAAAAGUUUAAGAAGAAGCUUAACAGGAAAAAAAAGAUAGUUGUGAAAUGCAUUUUUUUUUUUUAGAUAAAUCACACCACAUAAAAGAGGAAGCAGACAAACCAAAAGUCGGUUGUCUAUUUACUUUUACAUUUUAAUCAUUUAUUCCCUUCAAUAAUAUUUAAAUGCAUCUGUGGUGAAAUUAAAGGUGUGGUGCUCAGGUUUUUGUUGUAAAGCCCAUGUAUUUGUUCAGUUACUGCUUGGAGAUGAAACACUGGAAGUGGUGAGAUUUAAGGGAUUGUGUAGUUGACACUACAGUGGGAACCACUCUGAAAAAAGAGAUUUUCACCCUCAUUUUCUGUAUGGACCAUUACUACCUGUCCAUUUUUACAUCAUAGCACACAGGAGUUGUUGAUCCACUGCUGUCUCCAUCAGUAAGUCAGUGUGUUAUUCUGUGAAUCCAAUGUUCACAAUCCUUUUAUUUAGAUGUACCUCAGUGACAUAAAGUGACCACACGAGGUAGAAGUAGAGCAGCAGCUCAAACAAGAGUUUGGUGUGGAAGAGUGAGCGAUUUACAAAGUUCACUUUCAGGUUGGAAAAGGCUUUCUAACAACAGUGAAGUGAAAUCAUAGAAUUUAUAAUAAUUAUUGUGUUUUUUUUCCAAAAUAAAGGCUUGUGAAUAAAAACA